This is a messenger RNA of Rubroshorea leprosula, 2442 nucleotides long. NCBI's taxonomy places the organism in Eukaryota, Viridiplantae, Streptophyta, Magnoliopsida, Malvales, Dipterocarpaceae. The record is from the annotation of a GenBank genome assembly.
AAGGAUCCUUUCCUCUGCUAAUUAGAGCUGUAUCGGGAGGCAGAGCUCCUCGUAGUGGUCGACAUUGAAUUGAACACUAUGGUUCAAGUUCGAACCCCACCUUUCUCUCGAAAAGUAUCCGAAUCUAAUCUAUCUGGACCGAAAUUAAGUACCCAAUGAUCAAUCUAAAGUUGCAUUCCGUUGUCUGUCGGCAAAGAUCUCACCUUUUUCUGAUUUUCUUGUUCCUCUCAGAGUCUGAGAAACACCCAAUUUCUUUGGAUUCGACUCUCAGAAACCUCGGAAGGAUUUGGAACUGAAAUACCCAUCAACACCCACAGCCAGAAAGCACCCAUUAGUGGAAGAUCUGAUGCCCUUCAAAGGAUGCUGAUGAUAAUUGCAGUUCUUUGUCAAUCUGAACACUCUGGAUUCUCGAUUCAAUCCAGAAAGGGAUAGCUAAUGGCAUGGCCGUCUCUCUCCCCUCCUUCCUUAAAUCUACCCUGCUUUCCCUCUGCCUUGUCUCCUCCCUCCUCCUCUUCUUCCUCCAAAUCUCCCCAAAACACCCACUGAUUCCGCGCAGGUCGGUCCUCUCUGCUUCCUGUUCUUUUCCACAUUCAACCUCGGAAAAUGGCCUCAUCAACUACUUGUCCCUUCAUUAUUGUCUCUUCAACCAAAAUCUUUUCUUCUCAAUCACCUCCCUUUCUCUCUUCAUCCUCCUCCACUUCUACAUUCUCAUCAAAACAGCACAGACCCACUUCUCUGUUGUCACCACGAAGCUCUCCGCUCUUCUUAACCUCUCCCCUUCCAUGGCUGCUGUCACCCUCCUAGCCCUCGGAAAUGGAGCUCCAGAUGUCUUUGCCUCCCUUCACGCCGUCCGUACGGGCCAUUACCGAACUGGGUUUGGUGCAAUUCUCUCCGCGGGGACGUUUGUGUCUGCUCUUGUUGUGGGCUUCGUCGCGAUCUAUGCUGCGCCUUUUGCUGUCAACCCAGCACCGUUUGUCAGGGACGUGCUUUUUUAUUUGGUUGGGGCGUUGUUUCUGUUCUACGUGUACCUGAGUGGUGAAAUUUUUAUUUGGCAAGCUGCUGGAUUUGUGGGGUAUUAUAUAUUCUUUGUGGGGUUUGUGUUUUGGAUGGAUUUUGGGAUUGGCAGAGAAAGGGAUAAGCAGAGUUUGGAGAGGGCAAUGGUUCAAGAAGAUUGUGAGAUUGGAGAGGUUUCAAGCAGCUUAGGGGAAGAGAAAGAAGCCUUUGGGUUUCAAAGAGUUUGUGGAAUGAUCUCAAAAGUAUGGGAGGUUCCUGUUUCAUUUGCUCUAAAGCUCUCAAUUCCACAGACUUCACCUUCUGAAUGGAACAGGUUCUACCAGUCUGCUAAUAUUGCUCUUUGCCCUCUGCUGCUUUUAUAUGCUUGCAAUUCAUUCAUGCCAUUAGAUCACCCUAUAGUUUUCCUCCUUCCAAACACCCAUUUUCCUCUCUGGUUCAUAGUACUCUUUGCAAGCUCUUCUCUUGCACUACUUCACUUUAUAGUUGAAAAAGAACCUCCCAAGGGUGAGCAAAUGCCAGUGGUGGUUGUGGCUUUUAUAAUGAGUGUGUUCUGGAUAUCCACUAUUGCUGGAGAGCUUCUGAGCUGCCUGGCAGCAUUGGGAACACUUCUUGAAUUGCCUCCAGCACUGCUUGGAUUGACAGUACUUGCAUGGGGAAACUCUGUGGGGGAUCUUGUGGCUGACGUUGCAGUUGCCAAAGCAGGGCAUCCAGCGAUGGCCAUGGCUGGGUGCUUUGCUGGCCCAAUGUUUAACAUGCUUGUUGGGCUUGGAACAGCUUUGGUAAUGCAGACAGCUAAUGUUUAUCCAGAAGCUUAUACUCUUCAUUUUCACAUCGGCAUUGUCAUUGCAUUUGUUUUCUUGCUUUUGAGCCUCAUGGGAUCUUUAUUAGUUAUUACUUGGUCUAGGUUCCGGGUGCCAAGGUUUUGGGGAUUCUGCCUUGUUGGUCUAUACAUCAUUUUUACUAUUGUCAGCUUAUUCAUAGCCAUGUUUUCAAAUUAAUUAUCCUCUGUUUAACAAUAUUCAGAAGAGAUUGCUGUUUGGACUGCAUAUUUUAUAGCCAUUGAUGAAGGGGGGACCACCUCAACAUCAAGGGGCCCGUCUCUCAUCAAUGGUUAUAAGAUGUGCAGUCCGUCCAUGCAGGGUGGACUGCAGACUGCACAUCACUUUUCUGUCUUCAGAAAGCUACUAAUGUCUGCUGCUAUAAGGAUUGAGUUAGUAUGUAGAUUGGAAUAUGAGCUUUAGUUUCUUCGUUUCCAUUUUUAAAGGUUCCCAACAAAGUUUCCUGACUUAUUUGUUCAUACCUGAUCAAAGAUAAUGGCAAUCAGAACAAUUUAGUUGGUAGGGGAUUAUCUAUUUUGAGGAUCUUGUGAUUAUUUCAAACUGAGUAGACGACUACAUUGCAAUUGGUUAAUGAAAUUUCACAGUAUUU